Messenger RNA from Paramuricea clavata, 13828 nucleotides. NCBI's taxonomy places the organism in Eukaryota, Metazoa, Cnidaria, Anthozoa, Malacalcyonacea, Plexauridae. The record is from the annotation of a GenBank genome assembly.
UGAAAUUUCUGACAUUUGUAAAGUAUAUAACGAAGCAAAAAACGCGAAAAUGACUUCUGAUCUCAAUUCAGAGGAUGUGAAAAAUAAAUUGUUUCACUCUCUAAAGUCCCGUGGUGUCCUGGAUUCUCUGAAGGUAUGCCAUUUGCUUUGAGAUGCUUGCGAUCUGCUUGUCAACUUUCCGAGUGUCAGAAGUGUGUCACACUGUCAGAUGUUCACCAAAUAGUUCCUGGCGGGAAAUUUUGAAUCAAAUUCCUGCUUUUGUGAAUACUCGUUUUUUAAAUAAUAUAAAUAUGUAAUUUAUAUCGUCAGAUUUGAUAUUCCAAAAUUAUGAGAUAAACUUAGAGCUAGAUUUUUAGUAUAUUAUUCCAUUAUGUUACAUUGCACCUAUAGUUUAAUAUACGCCCUACUUCAUUAUUUUACUGCCAGAUUAUUUUAUUUGGCAAGGGGAGAGCGCUGGUACUCAAUGGGUUAAUUAUUAAGUCAUUGUGAUUGCUGUGCAUUGUAUUAAAUGCAGACUGCAGCAUUGAAACAAAUGGAAAGAACACUACAUGCAAGCCUAUUAAACUGGGAAGUUUGGAAAUUUUGCAGCCGUGAUCUUGAAAAUUUAAAAGUAAAUACCUAGAAAGCAUCAAAAUCCUGAUAUCUCGGUUGCACAACACAAACUUUCCAUACUGCUCAGGAUUGAGGUUCUCAGACGAAGUUACUCAUCGCUCUUUAUAUUCAGUGCAUGAGUUUGUUAGGCUGUUUGUUAGCCAGGUUGGAAUCCAACAAAAGUUUAUGCCGGAUGUUUAUGCCAGUGUGCCACAUGACAAAUGCAAAUUAUGAUACUAUAUACUGUAUUUAAACAACAAGUGCUGAAAAGCUAUUAAAGCUUAAUAAAGUUUAUGAAUGUUGGAGGUUUUAAACAAGGUUAAAUUGGCUGCAAUUGACACACUUAUUUUAAAUAUCAAUCUUUCAAUAUUAAAAAAAAUAUUGCCAGAGGUUUUUCUUUUAUUAGUAAGAUUUAUGCCAUUGGCAUAAAAAUCAAGAACAUUUGAUGCCGGAGAUACCCAGAGCAACACCUACAGAUUCCAACCUGAUUUGUUAGUUUGUUCGGAAUGAUAAGACUUGGUAUUUAUUCAAAAAUAAGACUUUAAAUAGACUGGAAGUUACUAUCGCGUGGCCAGCUUGAUAAAUUGUGGGGUCCAUAUUCAUAUAUUCGUGUUCUGCAUUAUUAAUUUAUUUUGAAAUCAAUUGUUUUUAAGGUCUGUGAACACGAAUAUAUCAAUAUGGGACCCCAAUUAUUGAGCUGGCUACGCCGCUGCAGCCAAAACCUGGGUCAUUAUACAAGCCUUUGAAAUUGAUAAAAACAAAUUGCUAAAAACAAAUUGUUCUUUGCACUUGUUUAAACAUACCACACUGCAAUAUAUAUAUACUAUAUGUCUGGUUUAAUUUGUAAUACUUUCUUUGUAGGCUUGCAUGCUGAACAAAAUCAUUGUAAACCUGGAAAAUUCUUUUAAUAAAAACAUUAAGAACAGAAAGAUUACAAACUUCUAAGUUCUCGACACAUUAAAAAAAGUCCCUUCCUCACGAGAGUUGGUACUAGGAAGAGAUUAAUGACCGAAACAAUUGUUGCUUUUAUUUACAAGAAAACUACAAAGGCAUGUCACAUGAAUAAAAUAAAAUAAAAUAUACUUAUCAAACAGACAUAACCAUCACAGACACAGGAAAAAAAUUGAACUUUCCAUGGGUGUUUGAAUUUAAAAACCGAACUCUUACCAUUAUUGAUUAUUAUGGACUUCCCAUAUCGUAAAUUAGUAAAAACCAUGAUGUUUAAUAUUUACCAUUAUACAAAUAAUGAAUGUUUAUGAGUGCAAUGGUAAGAAUAUUUUCAUGAGGUGAAAGAUGGAAUGUUCCAUACUCAUUAUUUGUUUUAUAUAAUACCAAAAUAGACUAAUAUUGCUUUUUCAAGAACAGUUUAAAACACCAUUUAAUAUUAAAAUAAAUACACACAACUUGAUGUUUCAAACUCAAAGAGUGCAAUGGAAUAAAACGUAUAUAGUACAAUUGCACUCGCAAAGAGUGCAAUGGAACAUAUUCCAUAAUGCACUCUUGGGAAAUGGAAUUUUCUAUUCAAUAUCAUGUGACCAUAAACAGCCAAUUAAAUGAUCAGAAUUCAAUAAGGUGUUAUAUACAGUGUAAUACAUAAUGGAACUUACUUUUUCCCUGUGCACAGGAAAAUACCAUUAAUGGUAAAUAUUAAACAUCAUGGUUUUUACCCAUUUACCAUAUGGGAUAUACCUAUAAUAAGCAAUAUUGGUAAGAGUUCAGUUAUUACAUUAAUAGUAUGAUAAAUCUUUAAAAACCAUUCAAAAACCCAUUGUUGGAAAUUUACAAUGUGCGUAGCAAAAGAAAACAAUAGUAAAAAUGUCAAGUGCCAAACCUCAUUUAAGGAUAGGUACCUGCAUGAUAUGAGCCACAUUACAUAAACAAUUAUUCAAACUUUGUAAAAACGGCCAUUUAGAGAUAGAAGGAAUUGCAAAAUUUUGGUCAAUGGUGAUUUCUAGGCUCAAUCUGGAUCUGAAAAAAUUUUGGGCCAGAACUAGACUUCCAAAAUUCUAGCCAGAGCAGGACCUGAGUUUAUUUAACAGUUUCUAGUUAUACUUUAUGUUACUUUUUGUGCUGUCAAUCCUAAAAUUUAGGUUGGAAUAUAUGUCUAUGGUAGUAUAUCUAAUUAUGUAAUUAAGAUGAUCUAGUGUUCAAAUAUUUGGUUGAUGUUCAUCAUUGAAUGCACUUUAUAAUACAAUUAUUAAUCUUUUUCCUAAUGAAGACUGAGUUCCAGUUCCAUGCAGCCAGUCAUGCUUUUUUUCAUCAGUUCUGACUGGAUCCAGGACGUUACCCUAAAAUACAGGUUCAGUUGCAUCCCUAAUGAUUUUAUGCAUGAGCGUACAGGGAUGAUUCUUUAUGGGGGUCACUCGGGAGUUUGCCCAAAUUUUUGUGGAGGAUUUUGAUGAAAUUAUGAUCAUGAUUAAAUUUGUCAAAAUUUUCUUGGUUUUUUGAAAUUGAUUUUCUGCAUUUCUGGUUUGAUUUCCUCCCUGCCUCUCUGUCUCUAUAUGCAGGGUAACGCAGGGUGCGAUAAUUCAAGAUUUUUAGUCGUACCUAACUGGUACGGCAAUGGUUGUUGACGUGUACUUGCGGUAGUACAAACUCAGUACUCAGUGUGUACUUAGUUUUUAAAAUAAGGUUCAUAAAGUACAUGUUUUUGAAAAGUAUGUUCAGACUACGAUGUAGAAAAAGAACCACAAUUGCAAUAUACAAACAAUCGACUCCAACGUUUCUUGGUGCCACCAGUCCAAUCAUGUUUCAUGCCAAGACAUCUCAGACGCAUGAUAAACCAACUAAAUUACGGUAUUGAAUACCUUAGGCUUAGCAAGGUCAUGUGGUACCAACACAAAUAAGUACGCAGAUAGCAAGAGUACCUCGUACCUACGCGGUACCUGGCUGAAAACAAAGAAGUACCAGACAGUAAUAUUGGCGUACCUCCGGUACGUAAGUACGCGAUUUAUCGCACCCUGCAGUACGCAUAUGAUUUUAUGGGAUAUAAAAUGAAGGUUAUGACAGAUCAAGAGCUACAUGAGAAUUACUAAGACUCGCUGUAUAUGUGAGUGAUACGAAGUUUGAAUAUGAGAUGCAUCUCUUCACUUGUUUUUUUACUGGAUAUGCACAAUCCAACGAUGAUCUAGUUCAAACACUAAUAUACCUGAACGACUUGUUGAUCUUCUGCCGAUACACCUGGAUGUUUUAAUUGUACUAAACUAACGCUGAAUUUCAAAAAUAUCCACAAAAAACCCAGGCAUGAUUUCACUAGGUAUACAGUCAUGUUUACCCUAUAUGCAGUGAGUAUACAAUUAUUGGACGAGGUUGAGCAAAAUAUCGUGAUUUUAUAUCAGUGGCGAGCAGAUAAAUUAUUUGCCGAUGCCGAAGGCCGAUUACCGAUUAGUGUACUUUGUAAACUAUUACCGAAGGCCGAUUACCGAUUAGUGUACUUUGAUUACGAUUUACCGAUUAGUGUACUUUGUAAACUAUUAUGGGCACAUGUUUAAUAAAAAAUACAAGAACAGUCAACAGAAAAAGUAUAAUUUAAUCUGACAUACACAGCGUAAAAAUACUGUAUUGCACAAAAAUUGUGAUUUCUAUAAAAUCAAGCAUGUAAACAAUUUAAUAACUUUUGUUGCAUGCCUUUUGUGUUUUCGGCGUCCUUUUCCUCCAGUAAAGAUGACAAAUCGCUUUCCGAUAGCUAGGCAAAACGGGCCAUGUUGACAUUUCAAAAGAGAAGACGAUAUUUUUUAAUUUAAGCUGACGAAUCAUUUUCAAAGUUCGCAUGCUCAAUGAAGUAUUUGCGCCAGUUAUUUGCACCUGAUCGAUAUUUGCACACAGUUAUUUGCACGUAAAUUAACCAAAUGAAUCAAAUUUGAGAAUACUAUAAAGUGAAUGAUAAUUUUAAAUAUUUUUAUAGUAUCGCAGAUAUAGCGAGAGUACCGAGUACCAAUCUGGUACCAUACCUGACUGAAAACAAAGAAGUACCAGCCCGUAAUAUUGUACGUGUACUAUCGCAGCCUGCCUAAAAAGUAACUGAUUAUUUACAGCAAUGUUCCUGAUAUGACUAAUUUUAUCUGCGUAUAAUGGUUGGAAUCUUUUUCAAAUAUUUUCAAUUAUUAAUGCUUUUCUGAUUUAGUCUCAGUUGAGGAAACAACUAAUACGAGAACUUCAGGACACCACUGGCUUACCAGUGCUUCACUCGACUGUGGAAGCAUCAUCAUCUGAAAAAGAAAGUGAUGGAAUCCCAUUAUUUCAAAGAGCAGCCAACAGUAUUGUUGCCGAAUAUUUAAAGAGAUGUAAUUUCGAGUACACAUUGUCAACAUUUUUACCUGAAAGUGGGACUACUUUGGAAAAGGUGAUAAAUUGCAUACUUGCUGGAAAAAUACUUAGUUGUGCAUGAUACGUACUGUACGUACAGUACUGAUUAUUAGAAACCUUAUGCAACCCCACACAGAAAAAUCAUGUCGUGCAUGUUGGGAAUACUUGGCGAUUUGCUUGGUUAUACUCUUCGUCAAAUUUGUUGAAUAUGAAUGUAUUUUGGGAAUAAUUACGUUUUGGAUAUCGAAUCUUGCCUAAAAUUGCAAAAAACGUGGCCACCUGUGACAUACACAGUGAACUCUAAUAAGACUGCCCAUACUUGCCUGAAGCCAACCGUGCGAGGAAAUUGCACUUUUAAAAGGACUAAGGAGAGUUUCGAGGAGUGGGAAAUUCAGCAAUCUCGUUCGCAGGUUAAGGGUGGGCAUAGCUCUGGAGAAAUCGAAUUGAUUCAGGCCUGUGAUUGGCUAACGGCAGAUAGUACGUUGGAUUUCCAACGUGAGUUCUAUAUAAACAAAGUAUUUGGAAUUUCUCGUCGAAAAUUUGAUACUUUUUACACAGAAAUCGAUUGAAAACAAUUAGAAAUUCUGGAGGAAAUAUGUACGAAAGCUGCGGAUUGAUAGGAAUACAACUACCUGAAAAAUACAAGGAGAACUUCGCCGUUUCGAGCGAAGGCGCUUCGACUUGUGCUGUUAGUGUUUGUAUACAUCGUACUUGACCUUUUAUAUACUGUCAUACCUAACACUAUGUAUACCAUAAAUUCUGACAGAAGAGUUAAAUGUAAAUUUUAAAGCAUAAAAAUAUAUAAUACUUAUUAUUAUUGAGGAGAUUAUAUUCAUCAGCAAAGGUCAAGUACGAUGUAUACAAACACUUUAAUAAACAGCACAGGUCGAGGCGCCUUCGCUCGAAACCUCGAAGUUCUCCUUGUAUUUUUCAAGUAGCUGUAUUUCUAUCCAACCGAAGCUUUCGUACAUAUUCCCCCCAGAAUUUUUAAUUGUUUUCAAUUCAAUUUCAGUGUAAAAUGUAUCAAAUUUUCGACGCGAAAUUCUAAAUACUUUAUUUAUAUUUUGCAACAUUGCCGAGCAUGCGUAGAACUCACGUUGGAAAUUCAACGUGAAUCAAUUCUAUGAGCUAUGCCCACCCUUAACCUGCGAACGGGCAUGCUCGGGGAACGAGAUUGGAAAUUCAGUCAAAGUUUAUUUUCGACGAAAAUGAGCAAGAAAAGUCGUUUUUCAUGAAAAGACUUCAAUUUUAAAACUCAAAUACGAUCUAUUUGAUAGUUAGAACUGCUUUGCAUCUCACAACAGCGAAAGUUUGAAAGGUAUCAUGUUUGUUUUGAUAAAAACGACACUAGCCGUUGAACGUGCCGAAGUGAACUUUGCUCUUUAACUAAAAAAACAAACUUUAAAACAUAAAUCCACCGACCAAUACCUGUUUUGUAUUAAAGUCUAGGACCUGGUAUAGUUGUUAUUUUGAGUGCUUUUUGACAUCUCUAAAACGUGAAUAAAUCGAUUUUUCCGUAGAAACCCCCCGGGAGAAGUUCGCGCGCUGUGACUUUCAAAAGAGAACUAGGGAGAGUUCAAUUUCCUCGUAACUUUGUUUUUUUAGCAAAAAUACGUCGAAAAGUUAGGUUUUUCGUCCUAAGAUUUCAAUUUCAAAAAUUUAAACUUGGUUUUCAGGAUAGUUCUAUGUAUUCUGCAUCAACUAGCUGCAAAAACGUUUGAGGUAUCAGCUUUAUAUUUGAAAUAUUUAACAAAUUUGAACGUGCCGAAGAAAAUUUCGCUCUUCAACUCACAAAAAAAUAAGGUUUAAUUAAAUCUCUCUACGUUUACGAAACUUGUUUUGGAGUAAAGUUCAAGUAUUGUUGUUUGUUUUAAGCCUUUAUUCUUGUUCAAAUAAUGCUGUUUUGUGUAAAAAAAAUCGGCGUUCUUUUGAUGAUGUAAUUUCGGACUUUGGCCUUCUUGGCGGCCUUCAGUUUGGCUUCAAAGAUGGCGGCCGAGUUAUCGUUCCAGUCUUACUAGAGUUCACUGGAUAUACAUCAUGUCAUGCAUGAAGGAGUGACACAAUAUACUGUAUAGGGAUUCGCAUUUUGAAUUUGCAAGGAUUUAUAUAACAUCUAUCUUUCAGAGGUUUUCAUGCAAAGACAUAUUACAUUUGCUUAACAUCGAUCCUAACUCAAAACUAUAUCUAAAUCUGGUAAGUCAUCUUUUGGAUAUUGCCAGAAAACCUUUAUUUUUUAAACAGUUUUGUUUAUGAUUUGCUGCUAUCUUUGUGGUUAUUUAUGUUUUUAUUUAAGGAACGCUCCCUUAGUUCAACAACAGAUUCAAAAGGUAAGCUUCUGCAAGGUGUUCGAAGUUCAUUGUUACAAUCCAAUUAAGUCAUGGUUUAAACUACCGAUUCAUAUUAGAUUGUCUUCAAAUUGGUUGUCUUGAUAUUUAAUACUUCAGGAUUUCUUUGGCACUUUUUAAUGGAAGUGGCAGCUUUCCAAAGUAGAAUGAAAUGCGAUGUUAACAUCCAAACAGAAGAUACGUUGCCUACCCAAAUCUCGGCUUCUUUAGGUACGUCAUCUUUCUUUAAUUUUGCUUUUAAGUACUGAAAAUGCAGGAUUGUUGUAUUGUCUAACUUGCAAAAUUAGAUAUAAUAUUAUAAGGUAGCUUGUAUUGGCCGAUUAUAGCUCGAAAAGAAAUUGGGUCUAGAGAAGCAGAAUAAGGCAGAACCUCUAUAUUUUGAUACAUUUAUAUGGUCGUCUAUUCUUUUUCCCUAUGAUUUAUGAAGACAUUCGAGGUAAAAUCAGUGCAUCCCAGUUUGGUGGCCUACCCGGAACAUCCGCAGUUCAAACAACGAUCUACCUAAUGCAUAAAUGGCAUUUGGCAAUGCACACUCCAGGAAAGGUCACCAGAAUCGUCUUCCUUGACUUUCGAAAGGCGUUUGAUUUGAUAGAUCACAACAAACUUCUGGGGUCUUUCAUUCACAUCGGCGUACGGCCAGCGUUGGUAAGCUGGUUCGCAUCCUAUCUCUAGGGCAGAUCGCAAAUGACAUCAUUUCAAGGUGCGCAAUCUGACUUGAGAAAGAUCAAAGGCGGAGUUCCACAAGGUAGCAAGUUAGGUCCAAUAGCAUUUAUUCUUAAAAUUAAAGAACUUCCACUAGUUACUACUGAAUGUGCGUCAUCCAAAGACCAAAGCACAUGCAGUAAUGUUCAUUGACGACACCACAUUGUCUGACGUCAUUGAUUUAACUCACCACCUAUCUGGUAACCCAAUUGGUAACACUCAAAGAAAUGGAAACAGCGUACUGCAAUUCACAAAUGACGAGAGAAUGCAAUUGAACGGGGAGAAGUGCAAGGAAAUGGUAAUUGACUUUCGGAAAAUUAAAACGGAGAUACCGCGAGUUAAAAUACUAAGGUGACAAUCCGGUGUCUCGUGUAAAAUCAUACAAGUUACUAGGACUUCAUCUAACAGUAUUAAAGAUUUUAAGGAGUUAUGGCGCAUCGACAAGUGACCUAUUGGUCUUCUAUUGUACAGUAAUUCGUUCUGUUCUGGAAUACGGAGCACAAAUUUGGAGCGGUGCAUGGUUUAAUUAACACAAAUGCAAAAGAAAAACACAGAAAGAAUUAAAAAACGUGCCCUGAGAAUAAUUUAUCCAGGCCAUGGUGACUGUGAACUUCUGUUAAUCCAAAGCAAUCUACCAAACUUAGAAGGACGCAGGAAAAACUAUGUGCUUCCCUGAUUGAGGAUAUGUUGGAACCAUCGCACAGACUUCACGGACUAUUACCACAGAAAGUGAUUGAAAUAAGAGAAAGAAAUACCAGGGAAAAUGGAGAUAAGAUGUAUAACUUCUUUUGUAAACCUGAACGAUUUGGAAAUCGUCUUUUAGUUUAUGCAAUUAAUGAGUAUAAUUUUAAAUUUGAUAAAUAGAACUUUUACCAUAAUCAUAUUAAUGCACAUAUAAAUAUAUAUUAAGUAAUUUUAAAUACACAUAUGUGAAUAAGUUUAAUCCCUUCGCCCUGAUUUUAAUGCUUGUAAACACGUUGUAAUUUAGCCAAUCCGCUAUUGAACGUGUAAAUAAACCCCACUAUUAUAUUAUUAUUAUUAUUACAAUUUUUCAAACCCAGUUAACCCACUAUUUAACGCAAUAUCCCAAUCCCUUGCGUCUUUAAAUUUAUUCAUUUUGUUAAUUCGCUUUUGUAAUUGCAUGUCAUAGUACCUCUUCUUGAAGAUGUCUUGAAGUAAAUAGUAAUGUUCGGCUCUAAUGUAAAUACAUUUUUUAUAUAUUUUUUAUCAUUCUAUACUUCACGUGAUUUUAGAUUCCAUUGCGAUUAUAGGUUCUAAAAAUCUGCAUACCAUUUGAAGAUUUGAUGCUGUGGUAAACUUUGUUCUUUUUCUUUUGAAAUAUUUUCUUGGUUUCUCAUAUCGGGUUUCCACUUAUUUAGAAGACAAGUUAUCCAGUGUCGAAAAGGAAUAUCGAGAAAAGCAAAAGUUAGUUCAGUUGGAUAAAAACCAUGGACUGGAGGAAAGGUUGAUAGCAAUGCAAAAGAAAUAUGAAGUGGAAAAGAAGAACGAGUUAGAGGAGGAGGUACAUUUAAAUUUCCUUUAAUAUAAACUGCUGGCAAAUACGUACUAACAUUAUAUUCAUGUCUAUAAAUAUCAUGAAGUUGUUACUGCCUUUGCAGUAACGACUUCAUGCUAUUUAUAGACAUGAAUAUAAUGUUAAUACGUAUUUGCCAGCAGUUUAUAUUAAAGGAAAUUUCAUUUAAAAAUGCUACCAAGUAAUUUAAAUUAAACUUUGAAUUUUAAAAUGUUUUAUUGCAAGAUUAAAUGGCAUUUCCACAUGAAUGUUUCGCAAUCUUUUGUGAGGUGCAUGAAUUCCUUCGGAACAACGGAAGAAGCCCUUUAAUAUCCCAAAUAACUACGAAAAAACCCUGUUAAAGCAAGGAAGUGGGAACAAAGACAAAAAUCAUUUGCAAACAUUAUUCAUAUAGAUCUGCAUCAGAAAAGAAAAAGUUGUACGUGUACAGCAUUCCACUGUUUUACCAUCUUUCAUUUUUUUCGGGAAUGCAUGUGGCGAUGCAAUACAGCGAUAUCCUUUUGGAUGUACAGUGUUCCAAUCCAUUAGCAAGACGAUUAAAAUGAACUGACAUGUCACAUGAUUAUGUCUUUAAUUCAUGGUUUUCAUUGUAGGUGAAAAAAUUUCGAGCAAGUGAGUUGUCCAGAUUAAGAAUGGAUGAGAGACAGAAAUAUGAAGCUAAAAUUAAAGCAAUGCGCCAUGAAGUAAGUUAACUGUCACAGCAGAUGAUAAGUACUAUUAAUCGCGAUUCUGUAGAUAUGUAAAGAAGUGUCAUGUCGACGCUCUUCUCGUUCUAGAAAAUAUUUUCCAAACUGCUAUAUCUACACUACAAAAUUAAUUUGACUCUCGUCCUUUUUAAUUACUACUGUAAAAUGUGUUCAAUAAAUGAGUAACUAUAUUAAAAAACUAAAAAUUCUAAGUCGAGGAGAACAUUUUCUGAAACAGAACUUCUCUAAGACUUCCGUUGCUUUAUUUCCUCUCAGGGAUUUUGGAUAUGAAUUUUUCAUAGAUAUUUAACUGCUCAUAUCAUGGAUGAACGUAACCAAUAAAAUGUACGCAGAUCGAUGAAAUAUUAACUUGAAUAGAUCUAUACAGUGUUUGCGGAUUUGCAAUAUUUUAGGGAUAUUACGAAUAUUACACGUUAGAACAAUCGCCAUAUUUUUCCCAUUGCUGCCGUUGUUUUUAAUUCGAGCUAGAGAAUAAAGCACCUACCAAAGCCAUGGUACAAUUCUCGUGGUCUUUGCGCUAUCAUUGCAUUUCCACUGCUGCGUCAAACACGUGUCAGAGAGAGUUUAUCGCCUGCUAUAGCUAUGAAAAGAAAGCUAGUGGAAGAUGGCUCAAGGUCAUUUCAAGAUAAUCGCUGUUGCCUUCUGAUAUGCUGUCCUUGUUUUAAUUGAGUCACUCGUUGGUCGAACGUUUCCAGAGAUCCCCUACUGUAAAGUGUGACCGCCUAUAGAAAAGCCGAGCACAAGCACCAGUACACCUGUAUGUACUGUAAUUUUGCAACUAUACAAUUUCAUUGUCGCGUUUGUUCGGUACGUAGAAGGAAUGUUUCUUCUUUUCGUCCCUAAAAUACACAAAAUAGUAAUGCUUCACUACGAGUAACGAGUAUUUUACUGUACAUCACUCCAGUAAUUACCAAUUAAUGUGUGAUGUACCUCAGUGUACCUCCACCUUAGUGUACCUCCAUCUUAGUGUUCCUAAUUAUAUCUCAUUCACCCUUAGUCUACCUUCGUUCACCUUGCUCCAUGUCACUGCUCCUCACUCCGCCUAACUGAAGUACUUCACUCCGCUUGACCAAACCUAAAAUUGCCCCACCCCGCCUACUGUAAUUAAACCAUUGUUUCACUCCACCUCCUACGCCUCAGCCUACCUCACUCAAUCUCUCUUCAACUUAUUCCAUCUCACUGCUCCUUACUUCCACCUCGCGUACCUCAUUCCGCCUCACAAAGCCGGGAGCACGCGCUACAAUAUUAGUUGACGAAACCAAUCUAGAGACUGCCUGUUUUUUGUAUUAGGGUGCACCACGGCGUAUUAAAAUGCCUCACUAAAACUCACUUUCCCUCAAUUCACCGCACGCCACCUUCCACCUCACUUCGAUUCACUUCAUCUCAGUUGGCGUCACUUUACCACACUUUGCUUCACUUUCGUUUCACUCCCGACUGCACUUUGCUCUUCUUCAAUUUGCUCUUCUUCACUUUUUAGCCUCACUGCAACACUUCUCUUCGCAAUUUCACCCUGCAUCACUUCAUCUUACUUCACCUCACUCCAUCUUACCCCAUCUCGAGAAAACGAAUGGAACGGCGUUACCAUACACUAUCUUCCAGAGGAAUUUCGAUAACACUGAGAUAAUUAGCACAAAAAGAUUAGCCCAAACUAUCUAUGAGGGUCUUCUUACUAGGAGGGUUUUCUGUUCAAUCUUUUGUCCAUUGAUUCACUGUUUGGCAUAUGGGCGAUCACAUAUCUCCAUUGUCAGUAAACCAGACAGGGAGAACGAAUCAGUAUAUCAGGGACAGUUUAAUUUAAGAAAGAGUACAUUCGUAGUAGUGUGUUUAGAGGACUUCAUGAAUUCCACAAUGACAAACUUGAGGCUAAGUAAAUACAAGAAAUCACUGUAAAAAUUCAUCCAAUAAUUCUGUAUAUACAUCUACUACAGCUGUUUCAGUAAAGUUCGUUAUCAAAUUGGCAGGCAAUAUUUGCGAUGAAGCAGGUUUUUCUCUUUUCUGUCCACUACCACUACUUGAUCUUUGCCUCAGUGUUUUCCAAAACCUUAUGCUCUCUGUCUACCACGUGUUCACAGCUCGUCUUUACCCAUGGGAACUCAAACUGUUUGCAGAAGCUCCAGUGAAUGACCAUUGACUGCAAUAACUUUGUUAUAUAGUCAUUUAGUGGAUAUGCAGCGAUAUGUGAAAUUGUUUCAUUUUCUUCCCAGUGCAUUCUGCAAUUAGGUGGUCUAUUUUCUUGAUCCAUUUCUUAACCGAGAGCAGAUUAAGCUUGAGAUGUAGUCUUGAAAGAUAUAUUCGAUUGCUCGUCGCUGAACAACCUCUAGACAAAGGAGGUCCCUAAAUGUUGUUUGGGGGUAUCCAGAGUGCACUGCCAUAACACAGGUGCGCUCGAACAAGCGUCAUAGAGAAAUGGUCGACAUUUUAUCAUUACCAAUGCCUAAAUAACGGAGCAGAAUCACUACCGUCGGACGGACUGUCCUCAAGGGUCGUUAUCGGGGGUUAUUUAAUUUGUGAUAUGAUAACGACAUGUUUUAUAUUAUUUCGUUUGCAGUAUGAUGAAGAAUUCAACAUAAAAAAUCAGGCUUUGCGAGCUUUAGAGAAAGAGAUGUUGGAAAGGGUUGAAAGACUACAAGAGGUACUCAUUCAAAAGGGGCAGGGCCGCCGAGAGGGGGGGGGGAGUUUCCCUGGACCCCGAGGCUCUGGGGCCCCUAGAAAUUUAAUGUUGGGCCCAAGUCAUUUUUUCGGGCGAAAUAUUUCUGUUUUCGGGCCGAAAUAUUUGUGUUUUGGGGGCAAAGUACCGAAAUUUGGUAUGGAAAAUUGCGGAAAAGUCCCACGAAAGCAAUUAUAACGUACUUGUCCGGAAAAUAUUUUACGUAAAAAGAAUUUAUUGUCCGAAAAAAUUUUUCCGGAAAUUUUUUUUCCAAUAGGGGCCCCUAAAAAAAUUUUUGCCCUGGGCCCCCGCCAUGCUCUCGGCGGCCCUGAAAAGGGGUGUGCCAAAACGCCACUAAAUUAUGGUGUCCCGGAUAGUACGUUACAUUUCAUACUGGCUGAAAUAACUACCAUAUCACUGAACCGAUAGAUGCAACCGUACCAGUAAUUUAUGGUAACGACACCAAUAUUCCAAUUUGUCCGAAAAGUUUAUAUUUUGCUAAAAUCAUUUAAAUACAUGCCUUUUUGCUCUAAAACGGAUAGUUUGUAGCCCUUAUCAUCAAGAUUUUCUUUAAAAUGAUUAAGUAUAGCAAAAAUGUGUCUGACUGCUCGCGAGUUUUCUAUUUUUAGACAGAAAAGAUAAAUCAAGAGCAAAAUAAACCUCGUCAAAAGUAAUAAAAGGUCUAAAUGAAAACUCUGCAGCAAAAUCUAGUCUAUUUUUAGUCUUUUAGAUUAAUACUAUCAACCAUUCCUAUAGUAAGAUUGUUGUUUCCUGAAUUCCAUAUUUGGUCCGGUUGAAGUAUUGGUACAGUAUAUAGCCACUUUAAGUGACUCGAAAUCAUGCAAAAAUUAAUGAUUUAACGAUCUAUUUUCAAGGUUCAUCAAUCUGAGGCAUACGUAGAAAGGCAAAGGUUCUUGGAAGAGAUGCGAUCUUUAAAAGAACGUGAAACUGAUUUCAAAAAUAGAACUUUGAUACAAGAAAGGUAAGUGAGUAAUAA